CUCAUUCCCUUCUCCCCCUCUCACCAAAAACUUGCGGCGGCUGCGCUGCUCUUCCCAGCAGCGUCGACUGCUACUUCGUUGGAAGCCAGAUUGGAUUCCGGGGGUGGUGGAAAGGCGACCGACGACGAGGGGCAUUUGAGCGACGCCGCCUCUGCGACUACAAUGACAUCUCAGUCUCCAGCAGCCGGGGCAAGCACAUCGCCAGGAGGCUUGGCUGGGUCAAGCACUUCACCAAUAAUCCCAGCACCUCAUGUAGCUCAAGUGCACUCAGAUGACCCAGCAUGGAAGCAUUGCACAAUUCCAGACAUGACCAAGAAGGCCUCUGUGGAAUGCAACUUCUGCCAUGGUGUUUACAUUGGUGGUAUUACUCGAAUGAAGUACCACCUUGCAAAUUUCAAGGUUCAAAAUGUCGUUUUGUGCCAACAAGUUCCAGCUGAUGUGAAGCAAGAGAUGAGGGAGCUGAUCUCAAGGAAAGAUGAAGCAAAGGAAAAGAAGGCCAGGGAAUCAGCAAUACGCAGAAGUGACGUCAAUUUGGAUGGAAAUGAUGCUAAGGCUGCUGAUGAAGAUGACAUCUUGGGUGGUGGUAGUGGGGGUGGUCUGCUUGUAUUAUCAGGGAAACGACAGAGUAAGGGCAACACAUAUGGUUCUAUGGAUAAGUUUUGCACCAAGUCAACAGAAGAGGUUGUGGCCGCAAGGAAGGGGGAAGGCUUUUCUACAAAGUUGCAAACCAAGUUGUCCACUCAAAGAAGGGAAGAGAGGAGGGUCCGUGCUUGUGAGUAUGUUUGUCAGUUCUUCUAUGAAGCCGGAAUCGCCCACAAUGCAGUCUUGCUUCCAAGCUUUGAACUUAUGCUUGAAGCGGUUGGAGCGUUCGGGACAGACAUGAAAGGCCCCACUCCUUAUGAAAUGGGUGGCCCUUACUUACAGAAGAGCAAGAAGAAAGUCGAGGAAGGAUUUGCUGGACAUAAAGAAGCAUGGAAGCUCACUGGAUGUACCGUCAUGACAGAUGCAUGGACAGACAAAAGAGGAAGGGGAGUGAUGAAUUUGGUAGUUCAUAGUGCCUAUGGUGUUGUUUUUGUUGAUUCUGUGGAUUGUUCAGAUGUGAGAAAAGAUGGCAAGAUGAUAUUUGAUCUUGUUGAUAGAUGCAUAGAAGAAAUUGGGGAGAAGAAUGUCGUUCAAAUUGUAACGGAUAAUGCCUCAGUCAAUAUAGCAGCAACAACAAUGAUGAAAGUGAAGCGUCCCUCCCUAUUUUGGAAUGGUUGUGCAGCCCACACAAUUGAUUUGAUGUUGGAGGACAUAGGGAAGCUUCCUGCAAUCGAACAAACAAUUGCCAAAGGAAAGGCUGUGACGGUGUUCCUUUAUGCGCAUACACGAGUUUUGGCAUUGAUGACAAAAUUUCUUGGAAAAGACCUAGUCCGCUCUGGUAUUACUAGGUUUGCAACAACAUAUUUGAACUUGAAGAGCUGGCAGGACAACAAAAAAGAGCUACAAAAGUUGUUCAGGUCCGAUGAACUCAAUGAAAUGGACCACCUAAAAAAGGCAAAGGGGAAGAACGCAGCUAAAAUCGUUCGCUCUGAAACUUUCUGGAAAGCAGUAGAUACCGUUGUCAAUUUGUUUGAGCCAAUGGCAAAUCUUUUGAGGAGGAUGGAUAGUGAUGUUCCGGCAAUGGGCUUUAUUCAUGGUUGUAUGUUGGAUGCAAAGAAAGAGAUCUCCGUGAGGUUUGACAAUGACAAGUCUCGCUUUCUGGAAGUGUGGGACAUCAUUGACAAGAGAUGGGACAACAAGUUGAAGACUGCAUUACAUAUGGCUGGAUACUACUUGAACCCAUACUAUUAUUAUCCAAACAAGCUUGAUAUUGAGAUCGAUGGUAGUUUCAAAGAAGGGCUGAUAACUUGUAUUUCAAAGAUGGUUCAUGAUCCUAUCAAGCAAUAAGAAAUAAUCGAUGAGAUUGACCACUAUCAAGAGGGGAUAGGGUCUUUUGGAAGGGACAUUGCUGUACGGCAAAGGAAAAACAAGAAGUUUGAUCCAGCUAAAUGGUGGAUGAACCAUGGGACAAGUGCUCCAAAACUAAGGAUCUUGGCUGCAAUGAUUCUUGGUUUGACAUGUAGUUCCUCUGCUUGUGAGAGGAACUGGAGUGUAUUUGAUCAAGUUCACACAAAGAGAUGCAGCAGGAUGCUGCAUGACAAGAUGAGUGACCCUGUUUCCAUCAAGUUCAACUCCAAGUUGAAGGACAAGAAACUAAACAAACGCAAGGACCCCAUUGAGAAGCAGGUGGUAGAUGUUUUAGAAGAUGAUGAGAAUGAAUGGAUCACUGGUGUAGUGCCAAACGGUGAUGAAGAACAAGGUGAAGAUCAAGAUCAAGAAAUUCCGUAUGCAAGCUCGCAUGCUGGACCAGGAACUUCUGCUAUUAAUCCACUUAAAAGGAAGAGGGGUGUCUAUGGUAAGAAGAAGAAGAUGAUGAUCCCUGUUACUCCUCAAGAAGAUCUGAUCUCUGCUUCCUCUGCUUCAGAAAGUGACGACGGCGAGGACACCGACAUGAGUUCUGGUUCUGACAUGUGAGCUUGUCGGUUUCUCUAUGAACUUCAUUUUGGCGCUCAUGAUUCUAUCCUUUCCUGUGUGCUUUUGACAAAUGAAUUCUGAAGACUUUGUGAUGCAUGUAAUGGACUAUGGACAUGCUGCUGUUUGUUACUGAACUUAAGUGUCGAACUGCUGAUGUUAUGCUUGAA
This is a messenger RNA of Triticum aestivum (bread wheat), 2723 nucleotides long. RefSeq lists its product as uncharacterized. The transcript is spliced from 4 exons. Bases 163 to 1929 code for a protein of 588 amino acids. Gene Ontology annotation, molecular function: DNA binding. NCBI's taxonomy places the organism in Eukaryota, Viridiplantae, Streptophyta, Magnoliopsida, Poales, Poaceae. The record is from RefSeq and is a predicted model, not a curated record.